AUGGGGCCCUGCAAUAAACGGGAUAGGACCAAGUUAAACUGGACAGUUGAGACAACGAACGCUUUUCAGACGCUUAAAUCACAGUUGGCAGAGACAACACUGAUCGCUUACCCCGCUAAAGGCGCUACUAUUGCGCUUAUGUGCGACGCUUCAGACACCGCAAUGGGCGCAGCACUUCAACAGCUAGUAAAUGGGGAAUGGCAGCCAUUGGGUUUUUUUUCAAAAAAACUUACGCCAACCGAACGACGGUACAGCGAAUAUGAUCGUGAGUUGCUCGCGAUAUACAGAGCAAUUCGUAAUUUCCGCUACUUCCUCGAAGGAACUAAUUUCGUAAUUUUUAGCGACCACAAGCCGUUGACACAGACUUUCAACCAGAAAUGGGAGAAGCUGUCACCUCGCCAGACGCGUCAACUAAAUUUCAUAAGCCAGUUCUCAUCGGACAUCAGACAUAUCAGUGGGGCCGAUAACCUCGUCGCCGACAUGUUAUCGCGGAUAGAAUCAAUCGUAAUGCCAUCGCCAUUGGACCUGCAGCUGCUGCACGAUGAACAGAGCCAUAGCGACGAAUUAAAGAAAUUGCUAGACGACGACAACACAUCCCUACGUUUGGUUAAGCACACACUUCCUGGAACAAGCGUCGAGAUUGUUUGUGACACCUCCACCGGAAAGCUUCGACCGUACAUUCCAGAAGCCUUGCGUCAAGUGGUUUUCAACGCUAUGCACGGCCUAGCGCAUCCAGGAGCAAAGUCAACUUGUAAGCUCAUAUCAAAAAGUUUCGUCUGGAAGGGUAUGAGCUCGGACCUGCGGGCACGUGUGCGUGGUUGCCCAGCUUGCCAACGGUGCAAAAUCUCACGCCAUACUAGGAGCGAGUUAGAAACAUUCGACGUGCCUAGCAAGCGGUUUGUACACAUAAACAUCGACAUCGUUGGACCGUUUCCGCCAUCACGCGGUUACAUGUACUGUUUGACAUGCGUCGACAGAUUUUCAAGAUGGAUUGAAGCCAUACCGCUAGCGGAUAUGAGAACUGAAACCGUGGCAAAGGAGCUGCUCAACGGGUGGAUUAUCACAAGAGCAAUUGAAAUCGAUAAAAAUGCACGUCAGACUGAUUCAAGCGCUUUAGAAGAUGAUAGAAUGGAAGUUGAAAGUCAACGUCAUGAAGACGGUAGUGAAACCAGUGAUGAAUCAGGAAAUAGUUCUGAUGAAUCCGAUAAAAACGACGAAAAAGAUGACGAGUAUGGCGUGGAUAAGAUGCAAUCGAAGACUAAAAAACAUUAUCCUGGCCAUAUAAAAAGACCAAUGAAUGCAUUUAUGGUUUGGAGUCAAAUGGAAAGAAGAAAGAUUUGUGAAAAGACACCUGAUCUGCACAAUGCAGAAAUAUCGAAAGAACUGGGCCGGCGUUGGCAACUUCUAGGCAAGGAAGAAAAACAACCUUACAUAAUUGAAGCAGAAAACUUACGUAAACUACACAUGAUAGAAUAUCCCGACUAUAAAUAUAGGCCCCAGAAAAAGCAGUCGCGACAACCCUCCUCUAGACAUAAUGAAAAAGAAGAGCGCAAAGGGCAAAAUCAUGAUAUCAGAAAGAAAAGAAUGCUAUCUUCCAUGGAACGAAAAUGUAAACAAAGUCUAAUACCGAACAAUCAAGAUGGAAUUAAUCGCCGAAAUCGGUGCUGGAAGAAAAGCUCUAGCAAUACAAAGAAGCAUAAUGGAACAAGAAAUACGACCACUUCUUACGACUCUGCGAAAAUAUGCAUGGUAGGAGAACGUGCCCAUUAUCUAUCGGGUACAUCAAAUUAUAGGAGCUUUUGCAGUGAUCCAAUUAUCUGUGAUAUCAACUCAGGGAUUGUAGAUAAUUUAACUAACUUAAAUCCCAUUGAACCGUCCGACUAUCAUGAACUCAAAAAUAACUCUCAAUAUCAAAUUGAAGAUGUGUUAAAAAUAAUAAAUCCUGACAACUUUUUUGAAACUCCAUUUGAGUUUCAAAAUACCAAAAAUGAUUUUUCUCAUGACAAUACACAGACCCCUGAACAAUCAAAUGUCAACAAUGUUUCUCAGAUCUCAUAUUUUGAAAAAGCUAAAAUAGAAGAGGAAAACAGCAUUGUAAAUGAUGCUAAUUUACAUCUUGCCAGUCACCAUUUGCAUCACAUACAGUAUCCAUACGAAACAGCUAAAUUACCUGUUUUUGAUUCACUAAUAUCUUCUCGGGAUAGCCAUAAUCACUCAAGUAUUAUUAACUCCUCAACUGAUGAUACCAAUUGUGACAUUAUAAAUCAGUCAUUAUAUUGCACAGAUGAGUGUAUAUCCGAAAAUCAAGAUUCUGCGAUACAACAACAAACCGUGACAAUGAAUAUUGAAAUUCAUAAUAGUAACCGCAUUUGUGGAAAUGUUGGGAACACGGGAUUUAUAGCCGGUGAUGAUAUGUAUGCAAUAUCAAUCCCCUGUGCUAGUGUCGACAGCGAUUGUAGUAUUCUGACAUCACCCCAUUCACCACAAAUAGGACAUAAUAUUAGUGCCAACAGUGCGGUGUUAGAUACUAGUAGUGCAAAUAUAUUCGCACUUUCAAGCGCUAAUUCUAAUCAACUAUCUCAAACGGAUACUCUUAAUUCUUCUAACUAUACGUUUUAUGAUACCAAUGGAGCUCUUCUUGCUUUUACAUACGACGACUUACCACCGCAAUCUACAGGCAGCCAUUUGGAGUUUAACAACAGAUAUGAGUUUUCUAGUCUUUAAAUACAAAUAUGAAUAAGAACAAAUACAUUAUUUAAUAUUGUUUAUCAUAAAAAUUUAAGACAUUGUCAAAGUAAAUGUUCAUAGUAUAAAAAUUUAAAUUUUAUCCCUGCUUUAAUAAUAUAUACUCAAUAUGUAUGCAAAAACAUAGCUUUGGUGUAAUUACACAGUGCGACAAGAUUCUACGUAUUUGAUGAAAGCAAGAGUAAAUGAGAAUAUACACCCCCACAUAGAAAGGAUUUUUAGGAUAUACUAAGAUCCUUUAAAGUAUUUAUAGUUGGUUGCUUAUUUUUUUGGAGAAAAAAUAAUGUUUCUUUGGGGAAAAUUAAAUUUUUAUUAACCAAAAUAAUAUUUUUCAAUACAAGAGAGGUUUUUUA
Messenger RNA from Rhagoletis pomonella (apple maggot), 3098 nucleotides. RefSeq lists its product as uncharacterized. Gene Ontology annotation, molecular function: DNA-binding transcription factor activity, RNA polymerase II-specific; RNA polymerase II cis-regulatory region sequence-specific DNA binding. The record is from RefSeq and is a predicted model, not a curated record. Lineage: Eukaryota; Metazoa; Arthropoda; Insecta; Diptera; Tephritidae. Bases 1 to 2724 code for a protein of 907 amino acids. Gene Ontology annotation, biological process: anatomical structure morphogenesis; cell differentiation; positive regulation of transcription by RNA polymerase II. The transcript has 3 exons.